AUGGAUGUGAAGAAGCGAAAUGGUUCCACAUUGGAUAUUAUGAUACAAAGUUUAUUAAGAACAUGGUUCUCUCCAAUAGAUAUUUUCGAGUUUAUAGGAUGUUUUACAAGCUACACCGAGGUUAAGAAAUUCGUUAUCUUUGCUGCUUUGGUGGCCGUCGCCACUGGACUCGUCAUCCCAGUUGCUCCAAAGACCCCAGAAGCCAUUACCGAGUAUGUCAACUCCAAGCAAUCUCUCUGGAAGGCCGAGAUCCCAAAGGGUCUCUCCAUCGAGCAGGUCAAGAAGCGUCUCAUGAGAACUGAAUUCGUUGCUCCACACACUCCAGAUGUUGAGGUUGUUGAGCACGAUAUUCAGGAGGAUACCAUUCCAGCUACCUUUGAUGCUCGUACCCAAUGGCCAAACUGUGUCUCCAUCAACAACAUUCGUGACCAAUCUGACUGUGGAUCCUGCUGGGCUUUCGCCGCCGCCGAGGCUGCCUCCGACCGUUUUUGCAUUGCUUCCAAUGGAGCCGUCAACACUCUCCUCUCCGCUGAAGACGUUCUUUCCUGCUGCUCCAACUGUGGAUACGGAUGUGAUGGAGGAUACCCAAUCAACGCCUGGAAGUACCUUGUCAAGAGUGGAUUCUGUACCGGAGGAUCGUACGAAGCCCAAUUCGGAUGCAAGCCAUACUCCCUUGCUCCAUGCGGAGAGACCGUCGGAAACGUCACCUGGCCAGACUGCCCAGAUGAUGGAUACAACACCCCAGCCUGCGUCAACAAGUGCACCAACACCAAAUACAACACUGCCUACAAGGACGACAAGCACUUCGGAUCCACCGCCUACGCCGUCGGAAAGAAGGUUGCACAGAUCCAAGCUGAAAUCAUUGCUCACGGACCAGUCGAGGCUGCCUUCACCGUCUACGAGGACUUCUACCAAUACAAGAGCGGAGUCUACGUUCACACCACAGGACAAGAACUCGGAGGACACGCCAUCAGAAUUCUCGGAUGGGGAACUGACAACGGAACUCCAUACUGGCUUGUUGCCAACUCAUGGAACGUCAACUGGGGAGAGAACGGAUACUUCCGUAUCAUCCGUGGAACCAACGAGUGCGGAAUUGAGCAUGCCGUUGUUGGAGGAGUUCCAAAAGUUUAA
This is a messenger RNA of Caenorhabditis remanei, 1131 nucleotides long. RefSeq lists its product as uncharacterized. Gene Ontology annotation, cellular component: lysosome. Gene Ontology annotation, molecular function: cysteine-type endopeptidase activity. The record is from RefSeq and is a predicted model, not a curated record. The transcript has 2 exons. NCBI's taxonomy places the organism in Eukaryota, Metazoa, Nematoda, Chromadorea, Rhabditida, Rhabditidae. The coding region runs from base 1 to 1131 and encodes 376 amino acids.